UUGGGUCCUGCGGGCGCCGAGGUCAGGAGGGUGUUUGUUGCGGUGUCUCCUCCAUAUCGUCCUACACCGGCCCCUGUCGCUUUUUCUGCCGCUUUUCCUCCCUCACAAUUUGACAACAACAUCCUCGACAACAGUAAUACUCGGCAAAAUGGCAGUCCCUCCAACAUAUGCAGACCUUGGAAAAUCAGCAAAGGACAUCUUCAAUAAGGGAUAUGGUUUUGGCCUGGUUAAGCUCGAUGUUAAGACAAAGUCUUCAAGUGGAGUGGAGUUUAAAACUUCCGGCUCAUCCAACGUGGACACCAGCAAGGUCACCGGAACCCUUGAAACCAAGUACAAGUGGGCUGAGUACGGGCUGACCUUCACAGAGAAGUGGACCACAGAAAACACACUUGGAACUGAAAUUUGUGUCGAGGAUCAGAUCACCAAGGGGCUGAAACUUACCUUUGACACUACAUUUUCGCCUAACACUGGCAAGAAGAGUGGCAAGGUCAAGACGGCUUACAAAAGGGAAUACCUUAAUGUUGGUGUUGAUGUAGAUUUAGAUUUCGCUGGACCUACAAUCCAUGGAGCAGCAGUGGCCGGCUACGAGGGCUGGCUGGCUGGCUACCAGAUGACCUUUGACUCGGCCAAAUCUAAGAUGUCCCAGAGUAACUUUUCAGUUGGUUACAAGACCGGAGACUUCCAGCUCCACACCAAUAUAAAUGAUGGUUCAGAGUUUGGUGGAUCCAUUUACCAGAAGGUAAAUGACAACCUGGAGACUGCUGUGAAUCUUGCCUGGACAGCAGGCAGCAACGGCACUCGUUUCGGAAUUGGUGCCAAAUACCAGUUAGAUUCCAGUGCCUCCAUAUCAGCUAAGGUGAAUAAUGCCAGCUUGGUAGGAAUUGGAUACUCCCAGACUCUCCGGCCUGGUAUGAAACUAGUCCUCUCUGCACUGGUGGAUGGGAAGAACAUCAAUGCUGGUGGUCACAAACUUGGUUUGGGCCUGGAGCUGGAGGCAUGAGGAUCUGCUCUGCCAUUUCAUAAGAAGAAGAAGAGAGAGAUCAGCUGAAUCUGAUCCUGAGCAAACCUGUCUGGUCAGCAACAGAUAUUUUAAAGAGAUGAAGCCAAAAUAGAAAAGAAAAUCCCAGUUCUCAAGCACUGUUAAAAUGGAAACCUUUCCACCAGCUUCCUUUUAUUGUGGUUACAAUAACUAGUCAUGUUACAAUCACAUGUACUUCUCAGUUACUCCUUCUGCCAAUUGAUCCUCACUAGUUGUAAGAAAACCCCUCCUCUGGGUGCACCAUGUCCAGGAAUGGUUUCAAAAAAGAAAAACCUUGCUUUUUUUUGCUGAAGUGUGAUAAUGUAGAAUGUAAACCUGAGCUGUUAAUUUGCACAGUAGAAUAUAUCUUUAUUUAAGCUUUUCCUCCUUUGUUUUAUUUGCACAUUUUAUUUGUAUAUUAGUAGUAAUGUUCCACCUGUUGGAAGGUUUACUCCAACAAAAUAUGCUUAUCAAGAUCGAAGCCAAUCUAGUGGCUGCUCUUCACUUAUCUUUCUAGAGAGGCUUAAUUGUGC
This is a messenger RNA of Centropristis striata (black sea bass), 1551 nucleotides long. Its product is annotated as voltage-dependent anion-selective channel protein 2-like. Gene Ontology annotation, cellular component: mitochondrial outer membrane. The coding region runs from base 149 to 1000 and encodes 283 amino acids. Gene Ontology annotation, molecular function: voltage-gated monoatomic anion channel activity. The transcript is spliced from 9 exons. The record is from RefSeq and is a predicted model, not a curated record. Gene Ontology annotation, biological process: monoatomic anion transmembrane transport. Lineage: Eukaryota; Metazoa; Chordata; Actinopteri; Perciformes; Serranidae.